AACUGCUUAAUUAUGGCCCAGUGGUCGGAGAUGACUAUUCUACUGACUGGAAUGCAUGAAAACACAGUCACCAACCUGUAUCCCCCAAACCUCUUCCCAAUUGAAGCCCGGCAUUAUCUUGCUAGCUGGAUUGAAGAACAGAGCUGGGACGAUUUUUCCUUGGAAAAUACCGAGCAAGAGGCCAGGGCAAAGGCUCUUCUGGGCCAGAUACUUCAACUUUUGCAGGUGGUUUCUCAGCAGAAUGUGAGCAACAUAGUGGAAAAGAUGAAGCUGAUGCAGACGUGCAGGUCUUUGGUUGAUAAACCAGCUCUGGAGUUUGCUGUGAUGAUGAAAAACAUUCUGUGGAAAGAGAGGAUUUUAAUCAAAGAGUACAAGUACAAGGAAUGUAAGACAAGUCCUGAAGAAGAGGCUAUGAAUCAACUUAAUGAAAAGGUGGCUCAGGUUCAGGCGCUCAGAAAAAGGAUAAACACAAUGCAAGAAGAAUACAACUGGGAUAAGCAAAACUUCGAAAUUAAGAAAGCCUCGUUGACGCCAAAUGAAGUUACAAAGGAAACAAAGAAAGAGUUGGAGUCGCUCGUGAUGAAAAUCAAACAAGCUCAGUUUGAAAUGCAACGAUUAAGUAGGGAACGUUUUGAGGUGCUAAAGGAUUGUGUCGAUAAUUUGGCAAGAUGUCAGGAGGAAUUCUUUAACAAGUUGACUGUAUGGAAGAGUGAGCAGCACAAAUCCCUGAUAGGAUUUCCCUUUAUGGACGACCUCAGCCCUCUGCAGACCCGGGCUGAGCAGCUGUUUGCAGUGAACAGUAACCUUAACCAGGAGGUUUCACUGAUUCCUGAGCACAUCCAAGACAUCAGAGAAAGGCUGCAUAAACUUCUUCAGCUUCUGCUUCAAAGCUCUUUUGUAGUUGAAAGACAGCCCCCUCAGGUCAUUAAAACCCAGUCAAAGUUCUCGGCAACUGUGAGAUAUCUGCUGGGAGAAAAACUAGCACCUGGAAAGCCUGUGCAGGUCACUGCAGAUAUUGUUAAUGAACAGCAGGCCAGGAGCAUGACUAUUGAACAGAGUGAGAAUGUUGGGGAGCUCAUCAACAAUACAUCGGUCAUGGAUAAAAACACAGCCACCAGGACCACAAAUGCUACCUUCAGAAACAUGUCCAUAAAGAAAAUAAAACGAGCAGACAGAAAGGGAGCUGAAUCAGUGACAGAGGAGAAGUUUGCACUCCUGUUCACCGCAAAAAUCUCCAUCUCUACUAAUGAUGCGUUUUUCGUUGUAAAGAUAAUCUCCCAGCCUGUGGUCGUCAUUGUUCAUGGCAGUCAGGACAACAACGCGUUAGCCACCAUCAUAUGGGACAGUGCAUUUUCUGAACCAGACCGUUUGCCCUUCGUCGUCCCAGAUCGUGUACCUUGGAAGAUGAUGGUUGAAACUCUAGACAAUAAGUUUUGCUUAGACGUCCAGACAAAUCACCACCUUAACGCUUUCAACAAGCACUUCUUAGCCCAGAAGAUUUUUGACAGGCCUGAUUAUGCAGAUGACUUCAGCAACAUGAUGGUUUCUUGGUGCCAGUUUAAUAAAGAGAUCCUCGCACAGCGAAAUUUCACUUUCUGGCAAUGGUUUGAGGGAGCAAUGGAUCUCACCAAGAAACAUCUGAGGCCCUACUGGAGUGAUGGGCUUAUAUUUGGUUUCAUCGGGAAGCAACAUAUACAACAUGUUCUAAAACAGUGUACCGAUGGGACAUUCCUGCUGCGCUUUAGUGACUCGGAGAUCGGAGCCAUCACCAUCGCUUAUGUGACCUAUGAGAAUGGGAUGACGAUGUUCAAGAACCUUCAGCCUUUCACCAAGAGAGAUCUUGAGAUACGCUGCCUUGGUGAUCGCAUUCGAGAUAUUAACGAUAUAACAUACCUGUAUCCUAACUUGUCGAAAAAUGAGGCUUUCAAAAAGUUCUACACAGGGCGUCCACAGGCAACCAAUUCGGGCUACAUUCCGGUGUCUUUGCAGACUAAAGUUGGCCCUGAACUCGAAGUGCCAUCUACCGACGAUGACAAUUACUCAAUACCUUCACUUUCACCACCUUUGGAUGACUUGGGCCUCCCCAUUGUAUCCGAACUAACAGAUAUGGACAGCAACAGCAUGGAGCAAUUCGGCGAGGCAAUGGGGGCGUUACAGAUUCCUGACAGUGAUUCCCCGAAUGGUGCUGGCUUUCUUGAACCAAAUCCACCCAUGGAUUAUGAGUUUUUUAACCACCUGGCUUGUUAGAAAACUCUCCUGCUUUGCUGACUUUGAAGGUCAAAGCAGAAAUAAAGUCAAGACUGAAGACAAACUCAUCUUAUAAGACUCAAGUGCUUGUCCUAUUUUCUUCAUCAGGAUCUACAGUUUGAUCUGUUUGUAAAUAGAAACUUUAUAGAGGCUAAUGCUAUACCUCUGGUAAAGAGUGAUCAUAGCCACCAAAGCUAGAGUCUGUGACGGAAGUCGCCAAAUGAAAAUGGGUUACUAAAAGUUCAGCACCAGUCUAAAGUGUCCAAUAACAGGAUCCUUAGGGAUAUACAGUCAUAUUUAAUAAAUCAGAAUAUUACUUAAAUUGUAUUUAUUUCAGUAACUAUUUUCUCUCAGAAAAACACACUUUUUAAGAGUAACAAAGACCGAUGUUGUCAAGCCUUUAUUUCUUUGAAUUAUGAUUUUUUUUUCUCCACCUCCAACUAAUAAAAACGCACCAUUUAAGUUUAGACUAUUGCAUCAGACCAAUGAAAAAGAUGCAAAAAUGGGGACUUAAUGAAAAGCAUGUUUAAACGGCUUAAAGGUAUAAAUCCGUAUGGAUGUAUGUGUGUGUGCGUUUGUGCUUCAUUCGACCAUCACUGGUUCAAAAUCUAAAAUGCUUAGAUUGACAACUUGUGAACUGGAUUAUUCUUAAAAACAACAUAAAAAAUAAGCACUUGUGAAGUGAAUUUCAGCACCUGCAUUAUCUAACGGACUCCCUCUGAAGUGGGAGAGGGUCAAAAUUAUGCCCUAAAUGUAGAGAAAAAAACUAAUUGUGUUAAUGUUGAAUGAAAAAAAUGUUCUUGAUGCUUUUUACUGGUGCUGCUGCUUCAGUUACUUCAUUUAAAUUAAAUAUUCAUGUGACACCUCUCUGCCUUUCCAGUAUUCAUCUCCAUCGUUAAUCUGAGGGACCCAACAUGAUCAGUUUACUCUGAGUACUUUAAAUCAUAAACCCAUCAGAAUUUAUUGGCUUUUUUGUGAUUUCUUUUUACACUUCAUAAGCUUAUCUGUCUGAAACAUGAUUUGUGGAUUUUUUUCCCACUUCAUUUGUGUUCUUGCUUUGCUUGUAUGAAGCUAAGUAGGUGAAUUACUGCACAGCAGCAGGUUCGGGACGCUACAAUCUAGUGCACCCUAUUGGAUGCCACCUUCUUGUCAUUUUGCUAUUUGUUUUGUGUUGUUUGUGUUGAUUUCAUUGGAAUUGUAUUCUACAGUCGUAUAAUCAAUCAUUACUGACUAAAUACUUAAGCUUCAGCAUGGUGAACAUUUAACCACACAAUAAUAAACAAUAUGCAUGAAGCAGCUGGGGAUCAGAUGGAGUUGGUGUCCUUUGUUAAAGCUGAGUUUAGUAGCACAGGAAAUGUUAGGCUUUUCCGUCACUGCUGAAUGCAGAAAUAUACCAUGAUGAUGGCAGAUAGGGUAAUGGUGGUGGACGAGGCUUUAGUUACAUCUGUGAGUUAAAGCUGCAGCAAACACACUGUUAGAGUACAUACAUACAUACAUACAUACAUACAUACAUACAUACAUACAUACAUACAUACAUACAUUUAUCUCAUAAUAAUGCUCUAAUGUACAUACAUGACAUAUGAUCAGCUCAUCCAAAAGACACAUAGAUAUUACGCCCCGCACAAGAGUUAGCAUGUUAGGCCAACGCCAUACAGAUUCUGAAAUGUGCUGUUUUGUAAAUGAAUUACUGUAUAUUGAACUAUUUCACACUAUUAUAAGUGAUGUGCUUUUGACAAUUUUAACAGCGGAUAAGAUAAAGUUAAAUAAAAAAUUACAACUACAAUUAAAGAGUACAUUUUUCAAAAGUUCUAUUGAGACCAUGUGUAGCUGUUAUCAUACCCACAGUAAAAAAUAACUAGUGGUGGUCUAUUUGCAUCUUGUUUUAGUAUACAUGCAGAUUAGUCCCAUAUGCAACAGAUUUGAGAGAGUCAUCAAAAUACUUGGGUUUGGGGGUGUUGGGGGGUGGACAAACCUGUUUCUUUAAAUCUGUGUUUUAAAGAAAUCAGAACUUUCUCUUUUUAAAUAAAUAUUGUGAUGAAAAAUUUCUGUUAUUUUUUUGUUUUGUUUUUUGUUUUUGUUUUUUUACAGUUCUUGUGUUUUAAUUAGUGUCUUUUAUUUGAAUUGGAAAAUGUUAUGAAAAGUAUUUUCAUAAGCUAAGUUCAGGUUUUAACAGCUUACCCUGGAAGCCAUUAUUUUCCCAUGUUUUUAUAUACCAAUUUGUUCAUUGUUCCUUGUCACAAACAUGCUCUGUGUUUCACACAUGUUGGUUUUAGUAGACAUCAUUGUGAUGCAUAACCUACACAGAGCAUUUCAAUUUUAGUCAGUUUAUAAUUGAUAAAAAUAUUUGAGUAGAUUUAUUUACAAAUAUAUUCAUCCUCACAACUGUUACUUUCAUUAUUUCAAAAACACUGCAGUGUCUUUACAAGCAGUAGCAGAUAGACAGGUCACAAAAAUAGCCUUUCGGGUUUGUUUAUGUUAGUGGAACUUGGGCCAGAGAUGUAAAAUGUUACAUGUACUCCCCGUCUCAUAUGUCUUAAAGAUUUUCCUGUGCAGCAUAUGCAAAUGUACUUUGUUGAUUGUAUACACCGCAAAUAAAUAGAAAAGAACACAAACAAAAAA
Messenger RNA from Fundulus heteroclitus (mummichog), 4866 nucleotides. It is a transcript of the gene stat6, whose product is annotated as signal transducer and activator of transcription 6, interleukin-4 induced. Gene Ontology annotation, biological process: growth hormone receptor signaling pathway via JAK-STAT; regulation of transcription by RNA polymerase II; regulation of cell population proliferation. NCBI's taxonomy places the organism in Eukaryota, Metazoa, Chordata, Actinopteri, Cyprinodontiformes, Fundulidae. The record is from RefSeq and is a predicted model, not a curated record. Gene Ontology annotation, molecular function: RNA polymerase II cis-regulatory region sequence-specific DNA binding; DNA-binding transcription factor activity, RNA polymerase II-specific.